AUGGGGGACUUCAGAGUGACCGGUGCGACUCGACUGUAUUUUAUCUUGUUCUGUACAAUUAUUAAAGCUGUUAUUAGUACGGGCAUGGGAAAAUGCCCGAUAUACCCACAGUUCCCGAAUUUUGAAAUGACAAGGAUGUUAGGAGCGUGGUACGAGGUCGAGAGAUCAUUUCAUUUAAUAGAAAUCGCGGCAAGUUGCACCGAAAUACACACCAGUAUCAACGAGAGGGGGUAUUUCGUCAUCAACGUACACACUACCAAUAGAUGGACUGGAAACCCAUCAACAUCUUAUGGACUUGGAAUUCCUAGUCACACGGGUUCUUCUGCCUUCCGUUAUAAACUCAAUAAUCGGAUGCCAUACGUCAUUGGACGUAUGCUACCAGGCGCCGGACAAUACAAUGUAUUAUUUACAGAUUACGAUAAUUUCGCACUCAUUUGGUCCUGCACCAAUUAUAGCAUUGCACAUUCAGAUCGCAUAUGGGUGUUAGGCCGGGAACGCGAAAUCGACGCUACUCUUCGCGCGCAAAUAUACGCUAUCAUGCAAGAACUGAACCUAGACCCCGAUCGACUAAUUAUCUCUAAGAAUAACAAUUGCACCAGUGCACCUUAUAGUGACACACAAUAUGCGUAA
This is a messenger RNA of Pieris macdunnoughi, 630 nucleotides long. NCBI's taxonomy places the organism in Eukaryota, Metazoa, Arthropoda, Insecta, Lepidoptera, Pieridae. The record is from the annotation of a GenBank genome assembly.